Acipenser ruthenus (sterlet) is the source of this 7460-nucleotide messenger RNA. Its product is annotated as sodium bicarbonate cotransporter 3-like. The transcript has 27 exons. The record is from RefSeq and is a predicted model, not a curated record. Gene Ontology annotation, molecular function: monoatomic anion transmembrane transporter activity; solute:inorganic anion antiporter activity; DNA binding. Bases 91 to 3891 code for a protein of 1266 amino acids. Gene Ontology annotation, biological process: monoatomic anion transport; bicarbonate transport; regulation of intracellular pH. Gene Ontology annotation, cellular component: basolateral plasma membrane; plasma membrane; apical plasma membrane. Lineage: Eukaryota; Metazoa; Chordata; Actinopteri; Acipenseriformes; Acipenseridae.
GUCAAUUUGUGUGAAGUGCGAGUCAGUGUCACUUUACAAGUAAAAGGGGCAUGAAAUAAUUUCGUAUUGAGUAUUCAGGGAAAGUAAGAAAUGCAGGAAGAAGAUAGAAGCGAGCAGAUGAGACCACUGCUAACAACGGGUCACGAUGAAGAGGCUGUGGUGGAUCUUGGUAAAACCAGCUCUACUAUCAGCACAAACUUUGAAAAAGAAGAACUAGAAAGCCACAGGGCGGUGUAUAUCGGGGUCCACGUCCCCCUGGGCAAGGAGAGCCGGCGGAGACACAGGCACAGGGGCCACCGCCACCACAGGAAGAGGAGAGACCGGGAUUCCGACCGGGAGGACGGCAGGGAUUCGCCCACGUAUGACACCCCAUCCCAGCGUGUGCAGUUUAUCUUGGGCACUGAGGACGAUGAUGAAGAGCACAUUUCUCAUGACCUCUUCACAGAGAUGGACGAGCUGUCCUUCAGAGAGGGUCACGAAUAUGAGUGGAAGGAGACUGCAAGAUGGCUGAAAUUUGAAGAAGAUGUGGAAGACGGCGGUGAGAGGUGGAGCAAGCCCUAUGUAGCCACCCUCUCUCUGCACAGCCUCUUCGAGUUGAGGAGCUGCAUAUUAAAAGGAACCGUCAUGCUGGACAUGAGAGCCAACUCUAUAGAGGAGAUUGCAGAUAUGGUUAUAGACAACAUGAUCGUGUCUGAGCAGCUGGAUGAGUCUGUGCGAGAGAAGGUGCGGGGGGCCUUGCUGAAGCGGCACCACCACCAGAACGAGAAGAAGCUGAGUAACCGCAUCCCCCUGGUGCGCUCCUUCGCUGACAUAGGCAAGAAACAAUCUGAUCCUCACUUGCUUGAGAGAAAUGGGGAAGGCCUGUCAGCUUCCAGUCUUUCUCUCAUUUGGACGGGUCUCUCGUCAUCCACCCCUUCUCAAAGAAGAGAAUCGCACAUUUCCUUACUCUUAAAUUACCUCUUGCCGGGCUCCAGAGCUGGAACCCCCACAGGUUCAAGGUCUGCCACCCCCCAGGCCUCCCCUAAGAACACGCCACCCUCCACCCCGACCCUGGAGAACCACCACCCCCUCAAUGUCUUCCAUGAGCCAGAGGUGACCCGUGUCAUUCCCAUAGUGGUGGUGUACCCACCUGAGGAGGACCUGCUGCCAGCGGAGGGGCAGGGACAGGAGGAUCAUCAUCUUGAACAACCCCAACCAGGCAAAUGCCUUGUUUUACAUAACUUGCAAGGACACUUGGCAUCCCCACAGUCUGCUCCAGGAAACCUAGAAACUGCCAAAGGAAGUGAAAGCAAAGGUAGCAUGGCAGGAGGCAGCAGGGAGAACAGCACUGUUGACUUCAGCAAGGUUGAUAUGAACUUCAUGAAGAAAAUCCCCCCUGGUGCUGAAGCCUCUAAUAUUCUGGUGGGAGAGGUGGACUUUCUGGAGAGGCCUAUUAUUGCCUUCAUCCGACUCGCACCUGCUGUCCUCCUGACUGGCCUUACGGAGGUGCCUGUCCCCACCAGGUUUUUGUUUUUGUUAUUGGGUCCAUCUGGCAAAGGACCACAAUACCAUGAAAUUGGUAGAUCAAUUGCUACACUCAUGACAGAUGAGAUUUUCCAUGAUGUUGCUUACAAAGCAAAAGACAGAAACGAUCUUUUGUCUGGAAUCGAUGAGUUUUUAGACCAGGUAACAGUUUUGCCGCCGGGAGAGUGGGAUCCUACGAUACGAAUUGAACCACCAAAGAGUGUUCCUUCACAACAAAAAAGAAAAAUACCUGCUCUUCCAAAUGGCUCCUUCCCAGCUAGUGAAUCACUGAAGGAAGAGGAUCACCAUGCUGGACCAGAGCUCCAGAGGACAGGAAGGCUGUUUGGUGGUUUGGUGCUUGAUAUAAAGCGGAAAAAACCCUUUUUCUUGAGUGACAUCAAGGACUCAUUGAACCUGCAGUGCCUGGCCUCCAUCCUCUUCCUCUACUGUGCCUGUAUGUCUCCUGUUAUCACUUUCGGGGGACUGCUGGGAGAAGCUACAAAAGGCAACAUAAGUGCGAUAGAAUCUCUCUUUGGAGCCUCGUUGACAGGGAUUUCCUAUUCGUUAUUCGCUGGACAGCCCCUAACGAUAUUGGGAAGCACGGGACCAGUUCUGGUGUUCGAGAAAAUUUUAUUUCAGUUUUGCGUGGAUUAUGAACUUUCGUAUCUGUCUCUGCGCACCAGCAUCGGCCUGUGGACGGCAUUCCUCUGCAUUGUGCUGGUCGCCACAGAUGCCAGUAGCCUAGUCUGCUACAUCACCAGAUUUACCGAAGAAGCCUUUGCUGCUCUUAUUUGUAUUAUAUUUAUUUAUGAAGCACUAGAGAAACUAUUUCACUUAGGAGAGCUGUAUCCAGUCAACAUGCACAAUGACUUGGAUAACCUUACAUUUUACACAUGUCAGUGUUCUAAACCUGCAAAUCUAAGCUCUGAAACUCUACAACAUUUGCAAAAUUCAAGCAUGACACCGGAAUCAAUUCAAUGGGAAGAUCUUGAUGUUACAAUGUGCAAGGCGCUCCAUGGGGAGUUUGUCGGACUGGCCUGCGAAGACCAACACCACGGCCCAUAUAUUCCUGAUGUCCUCUUCUGGUCGAUCAUCUUGUUCUUCACUACCCUCUUCCUUUCCUCCUUCCUCAAACAGUUCAAAACGAUGCGCUAUUUCCCAACCAAGGUGAGAUCGACCAUCAGUGACUUUGCUGUGUUUCUUACCAUAUUGAUUAUGGUAGUAGUGGACUACCUGAUUGGAAUUCCUUCUCCAAAGCUUAAUGUUCCUGAUAGGUUUGAGCCCACAUCAAAGAACAGGGGCUGGCUGAUUGAUCCUCUGGGGCCGAAUCCCUGGUGGACAUUGCUAGCUGCUGCCAUCCCUGCUCUGCUCUGCACUAUCCUCAUCUUCAUGGAUCAACAGAUCACUGGUGUUAUUAUUAACAGGAAGGAGCACAAGCUAAAGAAAGGCUGUGGGUACCAUCUGGACCUGCUGUUGGUUGCUGUGAUGUUGGGGAUCUGCUCCAUCAUGGGACUGCCCUGGUUUGUGGCGGCCACUGUCCUCUCCAUCAGUCACGUCAACAGUCUGAAGGUGGAGUCGGAAUGCUCUGCCCCAGGGGAGCAGCCCAAGUUCCUUGGAAUCCGAGAGCAGCGAAUUACGGGCCUCAUGAUAUUUGUCCUUAUGGGACUGUCUGUUUUUAUGACUUCUGUUUUGAAGUUUAUUCCUAUGCCAGUAUUGUAUGGUGUCUUUCUCUACAUGGGAGCUUCUUCACUGAAGGGCAUCCAGUUUUUCGAUCGCAUAAAGCUGUUUGGCAUGCCAGCAAAGCACCAGCCUGACCUGAUUUACUUGAGAUACGUUCCGCUGUGGAAGGUGCAUGUCUUCACAAUCAUUCAGCUCACCUGCCUUGUUCUGCUGUGGGUCAUCAAAGUCUCCUCUGCUGCUGUUGUCUUUCCUAUGAUGGUCCUUGCUCUGGUGUUUAUCCGGAAACUCCUGGAUUUCUUCUUUACCAACCGAGAGCUGAGCUGGCUUGAUGACCUCAUGCCAGAGAGCAAGAAGAAGAAGGAGGAUGACAAGAAGAAAAAAGAGAAGGAGAAAAUGAAGAAUGGACCUAGAGUACCAGGGGAAGCUGAACAACUGCUUACUGUUGAUGAAACAAUGCAGAUCCCUUUUGAGGGAGGAAACCUUCUAAAGAUUCCUGUUACAAGCCUCAAAUGCAGCUCUGAUCCUUCAGUUGUAAACAUAUCUGAUGAAAUGGCCAAAACUGCUGUGUGGAAGGCUGUUGCCAUGCCUGCUGACAAUGCCAAAGCAAUGAAACCUAGCUCAAGCAGCCCUGAGGAGAUGCCAUGUAUUAAAAUCAACAUUGAAGCUGCACAGGGAGAGAGUCACGCUGAUUCCGAAACAUCCCUUUAGGACUCUGAGGCAUGAAACAUUGGUUUGAAAGCCACUACUUAAACAGCAUCCUGGCCUCAAUUCCAAGUACAAAGGACCUGAAUAUGAGAAUAUAGAGAAUUCAAGCCAUUAGCGUCACUUAAAAAAAACAUUUUAUAAAGACAUCCUCCAGACCUGAUUUUGCAAAUUAACUUCAUCCUAGCUAUUCAAUUGGCUAUUUCUGUACAAGAAAGCAAAACAAUAGAUGUAUUGUUAAAUUGGUACAAUUUAGAGGCGGUCAGAAUCUAAGUGGAUUUCUUUUCUAAGUAUUUCUGUAAAAUAAAAAAAAUAAACAAGUGUGUUUUUCUUUUAAACCAGAUGCAUCAUCUGGUAAUUUACCCCUUCAAACUUUUUGAAGCCUCCAGUAUUCUUUCAGUGCAUUACACUGCACUGUGAUAGUUUUUACCAAUUUAGCAAAUCUCAAAGAUUGAAGCCCACUUUGAUUACAAACGCCUCAUUUUGAAAAGGAUGCAUUUUGUUUUGCUUUUUUUUAUUUUAUUUUUUUUUAUAUAAAGAGAAUACAUCUUGCAAUUUUUUUGUGAAACCAACAUUUCUUGCAAUAGGUUUUGAGGUUACAUUGCCUGGUAAGGUGCAACAUCAAGACUAUAUAUUUUGCUUGUUUUUCAAGGCAGCCUAGAAGAUGUUUUCUUGUGAACAAGUGAUUAUAAACAUUCAGCUUUUACGUGUAUUAGUGCAACUACAUUACAGGUCAUUUUGUAAUACCAAAGUGGUCUUUUCAGUAAACAAAAAUAAACAAAGACAAACCAAAACAUUUUUUUUAAAUAGUUUCUACAUUUACACCAAGCAAGAGGUUAUUUAAUGUAGUACUAGCAAUUUGCCACGUACUCUUAUUUAUUUAUUUAUUUAUUGUUUAAAUCAACUGGUUUCUGGUAAAUACAUAUAGCUUUUUUGUAUUCUCAUUUUAGAAUAACCCCCCUUCCUUUAUAAUAUUAUGAUACAUAAGAAAUUGCACCCACUAAAAGUGUGAGUGCCAAUAAUGCAGACUCCCAUUUAUCAUAUAAGCUUCUGCCAACUCAACACCUGCUUAUCCUCUACCAAAAUCAUUGUAAUUGAAACAGGGAGAUGCAGCUUAUAUCCACCGUCAUAUCUACUUGAAAGCAACCCCUCUGACUUUCAUAUACAACCUCCCAAAAAUGCAUUCUGAGAUAAUAGUAAAAAAAAACAAAAAAAAACGUUAGGAGUGUACACAACAGUUUGACAAGUGGUUUCAUCGCAGUUUUGACCUGUAAUAUACUGCAGCUAAAUGGAUGCUGGUGUUACACCUUUACCAUGCUGUUCUCUACCUUUUUAGUUUCUAUUCUUUUUAAUUAGGUUACAAUAGCCAUAUAAAGUGUCAUUAUUUUGAGCAGAGCAGUUUUACAUUGCUAAUAUUUACAUAACCUUUGCAUUUAAAUGGUAUACAUUUAAAUGUGAGUCACUGUAAUUGAGUGUUUUGUAUUGUUUUUUUUUGUUUGUUUGUUUAUGUGUCUUAUUUAUUUUAAAUAGUUGAUGAUUUUAUGGUUAUGCUAUUCUGAAAAAUUAAAAAAAAUAAACAUUACUGCAUCAUUUAUACAUUUAAUUUGAUUAUAUUUCUAGUACUUUUAUCCCUGCACUUUUAGAUAUGUUUACCAUGAUUUGAUUGAGAUAGAUAUAUGUGACUAUUUUUAUUAUAUGGAUCUUUAGAAUCGUCUCAGGAAAGUUCCAUUCUACACAGUAGAGUGACACAGUGUACCCAGAAUUGUAAUACUUGCAUGGUCCAGCAAUGUUUUUUUUCACAUGUACUUAAACCAUUGAUAUUCAUAACAUUAAAUACUCUUUUGUAUCAGUUCUAACUAAUGCUAAUUUCAAGGAUGUUGCCAAAACUAUGCAUGAAUACAGAGAGAGUGAUGUUCACCAGUACAAUAUCCUCCUUUUUUAAAAAAAAAAAAAAACCUGUCAGCUUCUUUCAGACCCUCGGAACUGCUAUGGAUGGAUAUAAUGUAAUUAUGCAUUGUCAAAUUGUUUAUACAAUGAUAAUACUAAAUAAAUAUAUAUGGGUUAUUGACUGUGAGAAAAAAUGUUUCCUGACACCAAUCCGACACUAGUUCUGGUCGUAUGUGUUGUUUUAUUCAGUCCAUGCUCUGCUAUACCACGUUUCCAUGAACCACAGAACUCGGGUACAUGCUCGAGUUGCCUCUCCCCCACCACCUCCGUUUUCAUGUUUUUAAAUUACUUGAGUUGGCACCCAAUUCGGGCAGGAGUCCAGAUAAUCUGGUCCGAUUUCACUCCUCAAGGCUGGCCUGAAUUCUAAAGUCUAAAUUCGGGCUGGAAGGAAGUUUCAUCACUAAAUAUCAAUCAAAAUGUUGUAGGGGGCGGGAACAUAUUGUAUAACGGGAGAAUUUGGCUGCUAUUGAAUUCGGCAGAUUUGCUACCUUGGGGGAUUUUGACAUUUUUUGAACUGAGGUUUUUCACUUUGCACGUUAACAAGGAAAAAUGCAACGCAGUUUUGCAUUUAUUUCCAAAAACAUUCAAAUACAUGUCUGACACAUUCUUUCCCUUGUCCAGCCAGAGGCCGGGAUCGCUACGAGCACUGUAUGCAACCGUCUGAUUGGUGGAAGUAUUAUUGGCGAUCCAAUCAAAACCGCCAAUAAAGCCAAAAUAAACUCUCCAUCAAAAUUUCCCGUUAUACAGUAAUUAUAUACCCGGGUUCGUGAACGCCAAAAACUUGUAAGGUGAGAGAGCCAUUUUUACUGAAUAAGAGUUUGAAAACAGUAAUACAAGUAUAAUGCUUUUCUUUGUCAGAUGCAAUAAUCUAUAUCUGUCUAGAUAUAAAUGAUUAUGUAGUGAUAUAGCGCAAUGUAUGUAUAUGUACUGUGUGAAACAAAUGCGAAAGAAUACAUGGAUUUAUCUUUUAAAUCCUUGGCAAUUUGACUAUAAUAAUGUCUUCAGCGAAUUCACGUCAUGACCUUUAACUCGGAAGUAUUUCUGGGGGAAAUCGGUAGUAUUUCCUGCCCAAUUCAUGUGAUAACUCAGGUAACUCUUAAAAACAUGGAAACGCCACCUUUUUUACCAACUCAAGUUGCCCAUCAACUCGAGUUCUGGGAGAAUUCGGGCCAAUUUGAAUGCACUCGAGUUGGUUGUCCAUGGAAAAGAGGUAUUAGAAAAUGAAAAUAUUUUGCCAUUCUUAAUAAAAAUUUGGUUAAACAUGAUUUUAAAUAUUGUGAAUAUUUUUUUUUGUUUGUUUAGGUGUGUUUUUUGGAGCAGUCAUGUUAAGAAAUAUUAAAAUAAUUAUUAUUUAAAGAAAAUUUCUGGCUAUUUCAAAAAAUACUUAUUUGGUGCACCUUUGAGCUUAGUGUCUGCACAGUCAAUAGUUGUGCACAUGUCUUCCCUCAGUUAGAAUCUCCAAUCACAGAACAAAGAGUUUAAUAGCUGAUUUAAGAGUAGUAGCAGUUUUGCUUAUUUUCUGUAAUGUAGAAGCGAGAUAACAUUCAGAUGUUUAGAAACUGUUCUAGCCUAUGUUUUUGUAAUGUAAAUGAAAUCCUUUAAUGAAUACAAUAAAAUUGAUUAAAUUA